AUGAUUAACUCCAAGACUAUUGUCUCUGUCUUGACCCUCUCGGCCCUUGCUGCUUCUGCCCCUACCCUCAGUAGUAAUUUCUCUAUUAACUUAGUUCCUAUUAAUGUUCCUCGUGUCCACCCAGCCGCUAAAUACGCCAGGGCUCAUACCAAAUAUGGCGUUGAUAUUCCUGAUUAUCUCGCCUUAGCUGCUAGGUCUGGUAACCCUGGUAACAAUGGUCAGGCUGACUCUGUUGCUACUAAUUCUAUUCAACAUGAUACUAUAUACCUUUCUCCUAUCAGAGUUGGUAAUAACGAGGUAUUACUUGUUAUAGACAGUGCCUCUGGUGACCUAUGGGUCAAGACUAGGAACACCCCUGGUGCUGGACCUCGCACCUAUGAUCCUCGUACUGGUACCCCACUGCCAUAUUAUUAUUGGAAUGUUCAAUAUUCUGAUGGCAGCCUAGUUGGAGGUAAAGUAUAUAAAGAUAGAGUUCAGGUUGGCAAUGUUACGUGCCUUAACCAGGCUGUUGGGGUUGCUGACUACCUUAGUUCACCACAGGUAGUCUUUAGGAAUGUAUUAGAUGGUGUUAUGGGAGUGGCCUUCUCGAGCAUGAAUAAGGUGAAACCUGUACGACAGAAUACUUUUUAUGAAAACGUCAAGACAAGCCUCAGGAUCCCUGUCUUUGCUGCUUACCUUAAGCAUCAGGCUCCUGGUGCCUUCGACUUUGGCUGGAUUGAUUCUAAUAAAUACACUGGGGAGAUCACCUAUACGGGUGUUGAUCCUACCAAUGGAUAUUGGACUAUUACUUGUGAUGGAUUCUCUAUUGGCGAUACAAUUUCCGUUUUGCACUCUUUCCACGCUAUAGUCGAUACUGGUACUACUCUUGUCAUCCUUGAAGAACUUGUUGUCAGAACGUACUACUUCCAGAUUCGUUCUGCUUAUUUCGAUUUUAGCUUUGGUGGAUGGGUCUUUGAUUGCAACGAGACUCCUCCUAGCUUUACUAUUAAGAUUGGUCCACACAACGGUGUUAUUCCGGGUGAAUAUAUCAACUAUGAGAAUCUUGGUUCGGUUUGCUAUGGUGGUAUCCAGCCCUCCUCUCGCCCUAACCACAAUAUUCUCGGCGUCAUGUUCCUUAAGUCCCAGUACGUUAUUUUUGACGACGGCAUUUCCGGACAUCCCCGGAUCGGUUUCGCUACACAGGCCUAA
This is a messenger RNA of Talaromyces marneffei, 1188 nucleotides long. RefSeq lists its product as uncharacterized. Bases 1 to 1188 code for a protein of 395 amino acids. Gene Ontology annotation, molecular function: aspartic-type endopeptidase activity. The transcript is spliced from 2 exons. NCBI's taxonomy places the organism in Eukaryota, Fungi, Ascomycota, Eurotiomycetes, Eurotiales, Trichocomaceae. Gene Ontology annotation, biological process: proteolysis. The record is from RefSeq and is a predicted model, not a curated record.